Molecule: messenger RNA, 1281 nt
Organism: Eutrema salsugineum
Lineage: Eukaryota; Viridiplantae; Streptophyta; Magnoliopsida; Brassicales; Brassicaceae
Product: salicylate carboxymethyltransferase
Exons: 4
Coding region: 105-1223 (372 amino acids)
Biological process (GO): methylation
Molecular function (GO): S-adenosylmethionine-dependent methyltransferase activity
Source: RefSeq, a predicted model, not a curated record
GACAGGCCAAAGAUUUAUCCUUUAAGGAAAGCAAAUCCUAGCACCAAAAGAACAAACCCUAACCUAAGAACUUAGUGAGAUUUAAACAUUUUUUUGUCAUUGUGAUGGAUAAGAGGGAUCUAGAAAGAGAGUUUCACAUGACAGGAGGAGCUGGGAAAACUAGUUAUGCCAGAAACUCUUCCCUCCAGAAGAAAGCAUCUGAUGAGGCAAAACACAUAACACUAGAGACUCUGCAACAACUCUACAAAGAGACAAAACCAAAAAGUUUAGGAAUAGCUGACCUGGGAUGUUCUUCAGGACCAAACACUCUUUCCACCAUUAGAGACAUGAUCAAAGCCGUCGAAUUUGCUCACCAACGGGAGAUCCCAGGCCAGCCUUUGCCCGAAUUCAGCAUCUUCCUUAACGAUCUCCCCGGAAAUGACUUCAACUCCAUAUUCAAGUCCUUGCCUGACUUUCACAUAGAGCUGAAGAGAAAUACCAAAACUAAUGGUGAUUGCCCUUUAGUUUUCAUUGCAGCCUACCCUGGAUCAUUCUAUGGACGGCUCUUCCCUGAAAAAACCAUCCACUUUAUUUAUUCUUCUUACAGCUUACACUGGCUUUCCAAGGUUCCUCCGUCUAUAUAUGAUCACGAGCAAGGCAAGUCCAUAAACAAAGGUUGUGUUAGUAUCUGCUCCUCGAGCCCUGAAGCUGUUUCCAAAGCUUACUACAGUCAGUUCAAGGAAGAUUUCUCCAUUUUCCUCCGGCUUCGAUCAAAAGAGCUGGUUACUGAAGGCAGAAUGGUGCUCAUCAUACUUGGAAGAGAAGGUGUUGAUCACGUUGACAGAGGGAACUCUUUCUUCUGGGAACUUCUCGCAAGAUCCAUAGCGAAUCUUGUAGCACAGGGAGAAACUGAGGAAGAGAAGCUCGAUUCCUACGAGAUGCACUUUUACGCCCCGAGUGCAGCUGAGAUAGAAGAAGAAGUGAAGAAAGAAGGGUCUUUCGAAUUAGAGAGGUUAGAGAUGUUAGAAGUGGACAAGGAGAAAGGCAACGAGGAUGGUAUCACUUACGGUGAGGCGGUUGCAAAGACGGUAAGAGCGGUUCAAGAAUCAAUGCUUGUUCAACACUUUGGGGAAGAGAUUCUUGACAAGCUGUUUGAUACAUAUGGUCGAAUGGUUGACGAAGAGUUGGCUAAGGAAGACAUAAGACCCAUCACGUUUGUUGUUGUCCUAAGAAGGAAGCUCUGAAGCUUUGGAACUAUAUAUGAAACUGUACCAGAAUAACAAGGAAACAGAAUCAAAUCUA